Molecule: messenger RNA, 2324 nt
Organism: Dermatophagoides farinae (American house dust mite)
Lineage: Eukaryota; Metazoa; Arthropoda; Arachnida; Sarcoptiformes; Pyroglyphidae
Product: sphingomyelin phosphodiesterase
Biological process (GO): ceramide biosynthetic process; sphingomyelin catabolic process
Cellular component (GO): lysosome
Molecular function (GO): acid sphingomyelin phosphodiesterase activity
Source: RefSeq, a predicted model, not a curated record
CAUCAAUCAUCAUCGUUGAUUAUCAGUGGUGGUAAUAAUAAUCAACGUAGUGAAGUUCGUAAAUUUCCUAUAUUACGUGCAUUAGUAUCACAAUUUGUAUCUGAUCGUAGUUCACGUGAUAUGAUCAAUAAAGAUGAUUCAGAAAUUUUACUUGGAUCAUUCGAAUCAUCAUCAUCAUAUUCUACACCAACAUUUCAAUCACAACGAAUUAAAGAUAAUGGAAAAUCAUUAUCAUCAUCAUCAUCAUCAUCAUCAUCGAUUGUGGCUGCCAAUCAAUCACCAACGAUUAACAAACAACAACAACAACAACAACAACAACAGCAGCAGCAACAACAACAACAACAGCAAUCAUCACAAUUGAAACUACAUAAACAACAUGUCAAUAGUUCAAAUGUCAAAAGUAUACAGCAUAUAAUUGAUGAUAUUAAUUCACAAAAUAGUAAAAUAUCGAAUAAACGACGAAAACGAUUUCUUGUCAAUAUUUUAUCACGAAUGCUUAAAUCAGUCAAUUUUACUGAGCUCAGUUCUCAGAUGCGAAAUGGUAUAUCAUCUCGUGCAUCAUGUUGGGCAUGUAAUGCAUUAGCAGGAUUAUUCCUUAGUCCAGUUUAUUCAAAAGAAAUGAUGACAAUGGCCGUAAACACUGUUUGUAUGUCAUUCCGUUUGCAGACACCAAGAGUUUGUUCCGGAAUCGUUGAUUCAUUCAAGGAUGAUCUUGAUUAUAUACGUACACAUACAACGCUUAAACAUGGUGAAAUGUGUGGUGUAAUAUUCGGUAUGGAUUGUGCACGUAAAGUAACAAAAAAUCUUAAUUGGACUAUAACUAUACCGGAAAGAAAACAUUAUCGAUAUUUUUCAAAUAAUAAUGUUAAACGAACGGAUAAUAAUAUUGGUAAUACGGAUACCGUUACUGGUAUUGAAAAUGAAUUCAUCACCGUUAUGGAUUCAUAUAAAGAUUCAUAUAAAAGUAUUAGUAAAUUAGUACAAAUAACCGAUAUUCAUGUUGAUCCAUAUUAUGAACCUGGAUCUGAAGCAAGCUGUGGUGAACCAUUAUGUUGUCGUUCAACAAAUGGUUUGGCUAAAAAUAAAGAUCGAUCAGCUGGAAUUUGGGGUGAUUAUCGUAACUGUGAUACCCCCGUACAGACAUUAAGACAUGUACUUAAACAUAUCAAUGAAAUGCAUUCAGAUGCCGAAUAUUGGUUAUGGACAGGUGAUGUUGCACCACAUGACAUAUGGAAUGUAACCAAACAUGAGGUUAUUUCCCAAAUGAAAUUGGUCACUAAUCUAAUCAAACAAUAUGCCCGUGUUCCAGUAUAUCCGGUUAUUGGUAAUCAUGAAGGUGUACCAGUCAACAGUUUUCCACCACCCGAAAUUAAAGGAUCAAAUUCCAUUAGUUGGCUAUAUGAUUCGGUUGCAGAAGAAUGGGCAUUCUGGUUACCGGAUGAUGCUCUUCAAACAUUACGAUAUGGCGGCUAUUAUAUGGUAAAACCUCGAUCAAAUAUGCGAGUCAUUUGUAUAAAUACGAAUUAUUGUGCACGACUAAAUCCAUGGAGUCUAUACAAUCCAGUAGAUCCGGCUAAUCAAUUAAAAUGGCUUAGUGAAGAAUUACAUAAAGCUGAAAAAGUUGGAGAUAAAGUACAUAUUAUCGGCCAUAUACCACCUGAUAAUCGAGAAUGUACACAAGCAUGGCUUUAUAAUUUUCUUCGUAUAAUUGAUCGAUUCAAUGAUACUGUUCUAGCACAAUAUUAUGGCCACACUCAUCGUGAUGAAUAUCGGCUUUUCUAUUCGCCUGGUCAUCAUGAAGUACCAAUUGGAUUGGCUUAUAUUGGUCCAAGUAUUACGCCAUUCACUGAAAAUAAUCCAGCAUAUCGUCUAUAUUAUAUGGAAGAUAGUGGUUUACUUACUGAUCAUGAAACAUAUUAUUUCAAUUUAACUGAAGCAAAUCAUAGUAAUCGUGGACCACAAUGGAAACAUGAAUAUCGUGCUAUAGAAAAAUUUGGCCUUGAUGAUAUGAGUCCCGAUAGUUGGCAUAAUUUAUCCAUCAAAUUACAUACUGAUGAUAAAUUAUUUAAUGAAUUCAAAAAUCUUUACUAUCGACAUAGUGAUGUGAAAAAAGAUGAAAGAUGUACGGAUAAAUGUCGAAAAUAUAUUCUUAGUGAUCUAGCCGUAUUACAUCCGCUUAAGAAUCGACCAAAACGAUUCUUUGGCCGUCGUAAACAUAGUCAUUCAAAGUGAGAUUGAUUGAUCAACAAAACAAAACAAAAAAAACAAAAACAAAAAAUCGCCAUAAUUUAAUUUGAGAUUGUUUAUGUUAUUUUAUUGAGACC